AUGGCUACAAGCUCUGUUGAUUCCUUAGGGAACACUCCCCAACCAUCGACCCAACCAUCGUCUCCCUCUACAGUUGCUUCCACCAAGAAAGGAAAUCCUUCCAAAAUGGAGGCGGAUGAGUCACUAGGUUCUGCCGUCGAGCACAUUGAUGUGGAAGAGGACGACGAGGAGGGUAUGGAUGUCAAGGCUAAGGCUUUGACCAAUUUGCUUAAGACAAGCUCUGUGUUUGUGGCAAUCAUGGCAGAUAAAAUGAAAGAACAACAAAGAAAACAGCAAGAAGAAACGAAGCGCAAACUUGCCAAACAAGUUGCAUCGUCAUCGAAGGACAAGCCGCUUCCUACAACGUCUGAGAAGAGAGCCACCAGAGGGGGGGGCAAGCCAUCUCACGCUAAACAGGUGCCAUCCACUGAUACCAGAUCCAGUAAUGGCAAGCAAACGAAGUUGCCGACAAGAAGUCAUCCGAAGAAAAACAGUAGUGGAAAUGUUAUCUCGAAUUACUUUAAGAAAGCCGAUGUACAGAUCUCAGAGGACAAUCCCACUAUCCAGGAAGCUUUAGAACAAGCAGCAGAUGAAUAUGAGGCGAAACCUACAGCAAUAGGAGAGCAGAAUCUGGUAGCUACUCAGCAACCCAAACUAGUAACGGGUGGCCAGAUGAGAGAAUACCAGUUAGAGGGCUUGGAAUGGCUGAAGUCCCUUUGGAUGAAUGGUCUUUGUGGGAUCCUGGCCGAUGAGAUGGGUCUCGGGAAAACGGUUCAAGCUAUCUCCUUGAUUGCAUUCUUUAAGGAACACAAUGUUUCAGGCCCCUUUUUGAUUGCAGCACCGCUUAGUACGGUAAGCAAUUGGGUAGCCGAAUUUGCACGCUGGACUCCAGAUAUUGAGACUGUGCUUUAUCAUGGUGGUAAGGAGGAACGUAGCGAGGUACGGGAUCAACGGAUGAAAUUGCAAGAUCAAAAAAAGGCGGAUUUCCCGGUUGUGAUCACGUCGUACGAGAUUUGCAUGAACGACCGCAAGUAUUUGGCGAAGUACCAGUGGAAAUAUAUCAUUGUUGACGAGGGUCAUCGAUUGAAAAAUCUGAAUUGUCGUUUAAUCAAGGAACUCCUCACAUACAACUCCGCGAACCGCCUUCUCAUUACAGGAACUCCGCUGCAAAACAAUAUUGCUGAACUAUGGUCCCUUCUUCAUUUUCUCCUGCCCGAAGUGUUUAACGACCUUGGCAGCUUUGAGAGUUGGUUUGAUUUCUCCUCCGUGCUAGAUAACAGGGGCCAAAAGUCCGUCAUUGAGCGGCGCAAACGGAACCUAGUCUCUACUAUGCACGCCAUCCUGAAGCCAUUUUUGCUACGACGAGUUAAGACAGACGUAGAAGCAUCUCUUCCCAAGAAGCGGGAAUAUGUGCUAUAUGCACCACUAACCCCAGAGCAGAAGAAUCUCUAUCUUGAAAUUAUGAACGGGUCAAGCAGGGCAUAUUUGGAAGGAAAGGCAGCUGAGAGGAUCAUUGCCAGAAAUGAUUCUGCGAAGACCUCAAGACCCCAAAGCCUAAAACGGAAAGCUUCCAGCAGCGGCUUCACCACCCCGAACAAGAGCUCGAAAUCAAGCCGUGAAACCACACCAGGAAGUUCUCUGGGUUCUGGUCGGCGCACAAGGGGUCGUCCAAGCUAUAAAGACGUUAGCGAUCGAGAGUUCAACGCUAGAUUGCGACGUCUCGAACAAGGACUUGAAUCGGAACCUGAGGAAUUGGAAGAAAGUGAAAGUGAACUAGAGAGAAUUGAGAGAGCCAAGACCGCUCAACUUGCCAAAAAGGAAAUUGCUUCAAAAAAGCUCCAGAACCCCGUGAUGCAGGCCAGAUUAGCCUGCAAUUCACCACACAACUUCUACUGGCCUUGGGAUGAUGACCCAUCGAGCGUUGACUCCUCCCUCAUAACUUCGUCGGGAAAGAUGCUCCUCAUUGACCGCCUGAUACCCUGCUUAAUGUCCAAAAACCACAAAAUCCUUAUAUUCUCCCAAUUUAAAACCCAACUCGACAUACUACAGGACUACGCAGUGUACCUCCGUGGAUGGAACUGUUGCCGCAUCGACGGCGCUGUCAGCCAGGCCGACCGCCAAGCUCAAAUCGCUGCCUUCAAUACAGACCCGAACUAUAGAAUAUUCCUCCUCAGCACCCGUGCUGGUGGCCAGGGCAUAAACCUGACAGCUGCGGACACUGUCAUCCUCUUCGACUCGGACUGGAAUCCGCAACAAGAUCUUCAGGCGCAAGAUCGCGCUCACCGCAUCGGCCAGACGAAACCCGUAAUAGUCUACCGUCUCGCCACGAGGGGUACUGUGGAACAAACACUUCUCGAAAAAGCAGAUUCCAAGCGUAAGUUGGAAAAGCUAGUUAUUCAAAAGGGGAAGUUUAAAAGCUUGCUGGAACCUGGUGCUGCGGGGUCGUCCACAGUCUCUGAAGCGGAAGAGUUACGAAAAGUUCUCAGGGACUCUGGCUUCGAAGUCUUGGAUGUUGGUAGUGGUGUGGGGUCGACGCCGGAAUCUCUGCUGUCACAGCGGGAUUUGGAUGUCUUGACUGACCGAAGUGAUGAGGCGUAUGAGAGAGCUGAGAAGGGGUUGGAUAAGGGUGGUAGCAGUUUCUUUGCUGUGGAGCCUAAGAAGGAGGCAGACGCCAUGAUUGCUGAGAUUUCUACUAAAUAG
Paracoccidioides brasiliensis Pb18 is the source of this 2679-nucleotide messenger RNA. RefSeq lists its product as uncharacterized. Bases 1 to 2679 code for a protein of 892 amino acids. Gene Ontology annotation, cellular component: pericentric heterochromatin; nucleus. Gene Ontology annotation, biological process: lymphocyte proliferation; pericentric heterochromatin formation; DNA methylation-dependent constitutive heterochromatin formation. Gene Ontology annotation, molecular function: ATP-dependent chromatin remodeler activity; chromatin binding; ATP binding. The transcript is spliced from 4 exons. The record is from RefSeq and is a predicted model, not a curated record.